UUUCUGUUAAAUUCACCAAAUUCUUAGUCUUGGAAACCUCAAAAUAAGACAAACAGACAACAACAUCAACAUAAUCCUGCUGCCUCAGGUUGUAAACUUUUCUCCUCCCCUCUGAAAUGUCGCUCCUGCUGUAUAUUUUUGCAUCGCAAACAUGAAUUAUGAGAGUGAAUCUACAGUAACCAAAGCGUCUAUAAAUAAUUCAUUUCAGGAAAAGGGAUCUAUUUGCCCUCGUGCUUCUCCCGCGCUCGUGUGCACCUGCUUCCACUCGGUCACGGCGGAGGCGUCUCCAAUUAUCCCGGAGCACAUCCCUGAAUUUACCUGCAGAAACACAUUGAUCCUGACUGUGGCGUGAUCAAUACGGACGACACGUGAAGGCCGCAUGUGAGGGGGGGGGUCGAUUAAAUUUGCGCGUAAAGGAAUCAAAGAUAUGUUUGUUUUUAAUGUUACAUGCAUGAAAAUCUUGAAAAUAUUGUUUGAUGUGGAUGUUCUGAGACCGGGACAAGUUGUUCCCUUCUUCACGUGACUUGUCAUGAUGAUGGUUCACUUGAGUGGGCUCGCUGCUCACUGCUCUGGUCCUCCUCAGUCCCCUUCAGAUCUGCCUCUGCGUGGAUGUCUCGCACCUUUUAGGAGGCGGUAGCUGAUAGAGGAGACACACCACUCACAUCCUGCAUCACUUUGAGAAGGUUUGAGACGGGUUUUGACGCGUUUUUACGUGGAAAUUAACCCUCAACUUUGACGGUGAGGAUGCAGGGGGCGGCUGCAGGGAGCUUCAGCACUCUGGACAGCGCUCGUGGAAGUUUCGGGGGACAGAGGAUUUCACUGAGAUGACUUUUUUCACAAGUGAAAAUGGUUGAUUUUGAGUGUUUGUUUCCAAGUAACCCCAGGGUGGACUUGUUGGAGUGAGACAUGGACUUUGCUGAAAUCAUUUUCGCUUUGUUCAUCGUUGUAGUCGCCGUCGUCUCUCUGUUGUCAAACUUGUUGGUGCUGUUAUGUUUCGUCCACAGCACCGAGAUCCGCCGGCAGGUCCCCGGUGUUUUCACCAUGAACUUAUCCUUCUGCAACAUCCUCAUCACGGUACUCAACAUGCCCGCCACUCUGGUUGGGAUUAUCCGGAACCAGCAGCCCUUCGGGGAUUGUGUUUGCCACACCGUGAGCUUUCUAGAGACUUUCCUCACAUCCAACACCAUGUUGAGCAUGGCUGCGCUCAGCAUCGACAGGUGGAUAGCCGUGGUGUUCCCACUCAGUUACUCCACCAAAAUGCGCUACAAGGACGCGCUGAUCAUGGUGUGUUACUCGUGGCUCCACUCCUUCACCUUCUCCCUCACGGCGCUGCUCUUCUCCUGGGUGGACUAUAGCCACGUGUACGCGUCCUGCACCCUGCAGCCACGCGAGGAGGAGGGCAGCGACAGGGUUAGGUUUACAGUGUUCACGGUGGUUUUCCACGCCACCAGCUUCAUGCUCUCCCUGCUCAUCCUGUGCUUCACCUACCUGAAGGUGCUGAAGGUGGCCAGGUUUCACUGCAAGAGGAUUGACAUCAUCACCAUGCAGACUCUUUUCCUGCUGGUUGACAUUCACCCGAGGUAAAGUUUCCAAAACUAUUAUUUUCCUGCAGAUCUAUAACUCAUAAACAUGUUUUUAAUAUGUUGUUGUCCUUUCCAGCGUGAAACAAAGAUGUUUAGCUGAGCAGAAGAAGAGAAAAAAGAGAGCCACGAAGAAGAUCAGCAUCUUCAUCGGCUCCUUCAUCAUCUGCUUUGCUCCUUAUGUUAUUACAAGGUGAGUCAAAUAAACAAAUACUUUAAAACUAUUAAACUCACUUACACCAUAUUAUCUUAAACACAUAAAAAAGGUGUAAAUAUUAUCUCUAAAUGGAGAAGAACAAACCCAGUCCCUGUAAUAUCUCUGAACCAUGAGAUGCCUCAUUAGUACCCUGUAUCAGCCUGUAAACAGCUGAGUUUCCAUGCUGCUGUGCUGUCAGAGGAAAAAAAGAAACCCGUACUGUACACAAUACAGCGCACAGGACAGCAGAUACAGUGUACGUGAUAAAUAAUGGCCUGCUGAGAAUAGAAAAAAGCUGCUUCAGGGACCCUGUUGUCAGCCAGAUAUGCUGCUGAUGAUCCAUCAGGUUGAUGCGUGUGUGUUACUGCACAUAUGGGAGUAAAAGGAGGAGGACGCUUUAACAAGGAGAAGUGUCAGACAGAAUUGGAGUAGCCUCCCGGCCGGGUUCACACUCAGGAAGUAACCCGAGUGACUGUUGGAACCAAAAAUCCAAUUAAAAAAAAGUCUCUGCUCACGAAUCCACCCUGCUUUCAAAUCUGCUUCAUUUACAGCUUUUACCAACAUUCGAACAUAAUAAAUAAACAUUAGCUAUAGCAUUUAAAGGGGUAAAAUCUAUAAGAACAUUUUGCCUACCUAAAGCAAAUAAACAAUCCUAUUAACAAUUGCUUAUACUCCAUAUGGUUUUGUAGAAUUAAAAAAAAUAUGACGUACAGGAAGAAUUUUGGAGGGUAAAACUUGUUACAAGAUCAACAAAAACAGCACAAAUGUCCUCUUUAACUGAAGUAAGUGUGACCUGUGGUGGCCUAAUGUGCAACCAAAUAUCUAGCAAAAAUGUGAACAAGAUUGUACAGAAGGCUUUCCCCCCUUUUUGUCUUUGCUAUUAGAAAAAAUUAAGCAAAAUGAUUAAAUCUGCACUUUUUUCUAAUGGCCAGUAGGGGGCAACUUCACUGGUAGUAGAAACAAGUCAGAUUGUGUGGUGGCAGAUGGGAAAACUGCCAAAGUUCUUAGUUGUUUCAUUACCAAAGACAAUAAUUUUUUGUGACAUUGUCCUUUAAAGCUGGCCUCAAAAUAGUGUUGUGUUGUUCACGAACGAUUCGUUCAAAAGAACUGAAUCUUUUAAGGGAACAUACGGAACUGAAUCACUUCCUCGAGUGAUUUGCUCGUUUCUCACUUAAGUUGAGCUGAAGUGAAACAGCAUUGCCAGUCGAGCAGCCGGCGAACGAGGAAACGCAUGCACCAACGCAUGAAUCACUUGGUGAACAAAUCACGUAUUGAACAACACUCUCUGGAAUCAUUUUUGUCAGAUAAAACUACAUUUUUAAAAUAAUUUUUACUGCUAAAUUGCCACCACAACAACUUUCAUACAAUAGGACACAGCAUGUAACAAGUAGUGCAUUAAACCUGCAGCAUCCUGUCAUUGCAGCGGUUUACGAGGGUCAGGGAAGCUACAAAUUAAACUGAAUCCUGAACCGUUCAGCUGUGUAACAGUUCAGGAGGUCGGAGUCACAGGCUUCUUCCGCCAAGCGCUAAAUGAUUUGGUGAUUUGGUGAACAAAUCUUUUGAAUGAAUCUUUUUAGUGAACUGAUUCUAGUGAUUCAGUACAUCUUAAAGAACUGCCGUGCCCAUCACUACCUCAAAAUAAUACAAUUUAAUACAAUUUAAUGGCUUUUUUACAUUAUUCAAUCAGUCAGUCAAUCUUUAUUUGUAUAAAACCAAUUCACAACAAAUGUUCUGUUAAGAUAUUUUGCAAAAAGGGCAACAAAAACAACAAUUCACAUAGACUUAUGGCUAAAGUGUCAUAAGUAAUGAAAUGGCUAGGCAGACUAUCAAAAUAAACAUCAGCUUUUUAGCGGAAAUAAUGAUGAAACUUUACUCUACUGAUCGAUUAAUUUAGAGUAAAUAGAAGAUAAUGAGUCCAGUGUGUUUUAUAGCGUGGCUAUCUGUGAUCUAGAUGCGUCAAUGAGUCAAUGCAGAGGUGCAAAAAACUGCAGUUCCUUGAGUGUCCACUUGAGGCCGGUCCCAAAAGCCAAUAAAUCCACAUUAGGUCCAAUGUUAAAGUGCAGAAACAGACACAUUCAUGUCUUGGCAGUAAAAGACAGUCAAGGUCCAUGUGGCGCAUUUGUCCAGUUGCACACUCUGCUACCUGCAACUUUUUUAUGCUACAUUAGUGGCUAGCAUGGCUAACUUGACUGACAGGUUUUUCUGGUUAAAACUGUUGGAUAAAGUCUUUAUUUUUAGUGUGGCCUCAACACACCUCUUCAAAAACCCAUGGGCAAUGUCACCUGGAUCGAUCCAUACAACUUUAAAUUGGCUGUUUCCACUUUUUUUUCCAACAGGCAUGGAGAAAGUUGCCUGUUAGGAAAGUUUGGGGAAAUCUGCUCUUUAACACUUUUUUCUUCCUGUUUGAGGGACUAAGCAAAGACAAGCCCCUCCCCUUAUUUCACCAGCUAAUGGUUUUCACAGUCCCUGGCUUGUUCGAGUCUCUUCAGUCUCCAGUCUUACGCAAUCUUGGAAACAUUUCACACAUUUAAAGAAACUGCAAAACAAAGAGCUUUAAGUGUCACCUUUGACUGAAAUGCACUCCAAGUCACUUUCAUUCUCCCGCCCAUUCAGGCUGGCUGAGCUUCUUCCCUUCGUGGACAUCAACCGCCGCUGGGGAAUCAUCAGUAAGUGCCUGACAUACAGCAAGGCUGCGUCCGACCCUUUCGCCUACUCCCUCCUACGUCAGCAGUACAAGAAAGUCCUGGUGACUGUCGUCAACAGGCUGCUCCGUCGUGACCUGUACCCCUCGUCUGGCCAUAACAGCUCUUUAGACACAGAGAACGACUACUGUCUCCAGAGGAUCAGCUAAUGGCGAAUGCAUGGACACGGCAGAUCCUCGCUACAGCCAAAAAUAAAGGUUGCCUUUUGGAAGAAGGUGGGCGGAGGAGAAGAAUGAGAAAAAAAGACAGUGAGGAGAGGAAAUUGUUAGGGAAGGAGUAAGAGAGUAGACAGAGGGGACAGAUUGUGGGUGGGGGUUGAAAAGAGAGCUAAAAUAAGAGAAACGGUGGGUGGAGAGGAAAAGAGUAACAAGGGGGAGGAUGAAUGGGUCAAAACAGGGAAGACGUAUGGGGAGUAAAAUGUGGAAGACAAUUACCUCGGACAAUAUCGGCAAACAGGAAAUGUGUGUUUUGUCAACACACAAAACCACACGAACAUGGUGAAUCAAUGUCAUUGAAUAAGUUCAGAUUAAUCUCAAACUGAAGGCCCACACUGCUGGAGACAGACUCUAAAAAAAAGGUGGCCUUUUGUACCGUUCCGACCACUUUAUAAUGACUUCAAAAAAAUCCACAUGUGACCUUUCUACUGCCACAAAACGCAGCGACACAGCCAGAAGCUGAUGGUCGAUAAAAGCGCCGGAGCAAAGAUUUGAAAAUGUUUGUUCCUUCAGUUAAUGGAUGUACUCUUCGGUGUGGAGAUCCACCUGCUUUACGUUGAUGCCAUGUUCUGUAUUGACAACGUUAGACUAUUUUGCAGUGUCAUGUCAGUCACUGAAUAAUGAUGCACUUUGUCCGAUUCUCUCAGAGCGACUGUAGUCAGUAUUGAAUCACGAGGCGGAGGAUAUUCUGUGUUUUUGUCAAUGCCAGCAAUUUCCAAGAAAAGACCAAAAAUCAAUAAUGUGACUCCCGGGACCCCAUUGUAUUCUAACUCCAGCCAAUUUAUUCAUGGGAAUUUUGGUCUUUUUAAAGGGGUGAGAGUGCAAAUACAGACCAGAAAGGCAAAAAUAACGACAAAGGAGAGGCUUGAGUCCUGAAUUUAACUGGGACUGUUGGACUAUUUUUGAACACAGAUGAGCACACCGUCAAAGGACCUUCAUGACAACGUUAAAUCUAAGAAUUAAUUACAGCUUCAGCUUGUUGUAACCAAGAAAUACCCAUUAGCUAGCUCCACCCCUGACACAUCUAUGCCAGCAGCUUCAUCAGUCACCCAUUUUGUCAAAAUAUGACGCCUUAGGUUUUUUUUCUGGACACUGCUUUGGUUUGCAGUUGAAAUUAGAUCACGUGGUUAUUAAAAGAUCAUAAUCCGAUGUAUGUAUGAAACUAUCGGUUAGUGUUGAAGUUGCUUCUCUCGAAGAAAGGUAGCACACAUGGUGACAUAAAAUUCGUACACUUGCAUUAGCAUCAGUAGUGUCUUGGCCGCUUUCCAUAUUUACCUUAGUAACAUGAUGACAUAUAGAAGAACUUACGAUUCAAUUAUGCAUAUACUGAAGUAGUCUCAUGGAUUGGGAUCCAACGAGCCCAAUGCAAAUUUUGCAGGCCAUGGAUGUAGCUCAAGCGCGAACAAUGAUGGAAGUAACUCAGGUCAUAGACAAAGGCAAGGCGUGUCUCACUGUUAGAGACAUUUGUUGUAUUUUAUUUCUGUUUGUGUUUUGAAACCUUUAUCAUUUGUAAUUGUCCUGGUGCCACACCAGGUGGCGUGGAUUCCUAUUUGUUCGCUAUAAGUAGUAGAAGAUGCAGUCAGUGGCAGGUGUGUCUGCAGCUGGAGAAGCACACGUUUUUUUGACCAUCAACAUUAACAUCUUUGUCUUUUAUUUGUAUUUGUUUUCUUCAACAAGUAAGGAAGAUUUAACAAACAAAACGAGAAGAAAGCAAGAAGGCAUGGAAGAUGUGGAAACUGUAAGUCUCGCUAUAGUACACCUUGGUGGUUUUUGGGAUAAUUUGGGCAGGUGAAAGUAAGUCACUAUACUAACAUUUGCACGAUUUCUCAAUAUCUGAUGGAAAAAAAACUGGACUUUGUCAGUUUCAACAAAUGAGUUAAAGUUCUGGUAUAAAUCAGGCACCUCUGGGCUGAGAUGACACACCUGCUUCAUUCUCCACAGUCUUUAACUUGAUUGAAUUCAGCUUGUCGAUACCAAAACCAAUGGGUUCCAAGAUCGUUUCAACCUGAACCAUGGUUUUUGUUGAGCUUCCUUGUUCGCUGUGUUACCAGAUGUAAUCACAGUUUGAACAAACACAGCUCAGUUAUAGAAAAAGAUGUAUAUAUGAACCUGGAACCCUGCCCAUGUGAAGUUAAAUACUUAGACCAUGUGGUGAGUUGUGUGAGAAAAAAAUGUUAAUACUUUUUAAUGAUCCUCGGACAACCAGAUGAAGGAGAUCUUAAUGGUUCAUCCAAAUGUCAAACGCAGCAGCUGCUACACAUUUCAGUGACUCACUUCUUUUGAUUAAAUCAGGCUCCCUUGAGAAUUACACCAGAGUACUUACAAGUUCAGACGGAGACACAUUAACAUUAGUGGAUGUGAAUGGGAGUAACUCAUUUCUGGUGUUGGGUUGUAAUGGUUUUUGUUGUGAACACAGAAUAUCCGCUGACUUCUGCUUCAGGUUGUGACUUUGUAACUGAAUGUACUAGAGAUAGCCCACUUUUUGUACAACUGUGCUUCGUUCUGCCGGUUUACUGAAAAUGUUUCUAUGUUUCUAUUUAAAGGAUGUUAUUAUAUAUUUUGCACUGUACAGGAACAACUUUUGUCUAGAUAAACAGGGAGCAAUGUGAUGUAGCAUACGACAGCUUUCAAAGUGCUUUAAACACACCGUUUUUGUGUUUGUGCCAGAUUUGAAUAUGUGAUUUUUCCAGCUGUACCAGAAUAGCUGCUUCAUUAUUAAAAGUCUGUGUUUUUUUUAUGUAAUUUAUGCACAUUUAUCAUCCGUCCUGUGAGCCACUCGCUGUUUUUUGGCAGUGUGAUUAGCUUUUAGUGGAUUCUGUGCAAUAAAAGCUGUCAAUUAUAAAGCUAUUUAAAA
Molecule: messenger RNA, 7547 nt
Organism: Xyrichtys novacula (pearly razorfish)
Lineage: Eukaryota; Metazoa; Chordata; Actinopteri; Labriformes; Labridae
Source: the annotation of a GenBank genome assembly